GGGACACGAGAGCACCUAUGCCCCUCAGAGGACAGAGGAGCGCCCAAGCUGCUGGAGGCUCCUUGGGGCCUCGGAGCAGAGCACACCGACAGCCACGGGCACUGCUACCACCUCCUGCCAGGAGCCAUGUGCACAUCCAGGCUCUUCACCCUGGUCCUGGUGGUGCAGCCGCCCCGCGUCCUGCUGGGCAUGAAGAAACGUGGCUUUGGAGCCGGGCUGUGGAAUGGCUUCGGGGGGAAGGUGCAGCCCGGGGAGAGCAUCGAGGAGGCUGCUCGCAGGGAGCUCCUGGAGGAGAGCGGACUGACAGUGGACACCUUGCAGAAGAUGGGCCAGAUCACAUUUGAAUUUGUAGGCAACUCUGAACUCAUGGAUGUUCACAUUUUCCGAGCAGAUAAUUUUCAUGGAGAGCCAACGGAAAGCGAUGAAAUGCGUCCACAGUGGUUUCAGCUGGAUGAGGUGCCGUUCAAUCACAUGUGGGCAGAUGACAUCUAUUGGUUUCCCCUGGUGCUUCAGAAAAAGUUGUUUCGUGGCUAUUUUAAGUUCCAGGGACAAGACACAAUCCUGGAGCACACUCUGAAAGAAGUGGAGGAAGUUUAAGAAAACGGAAGCAUUCAACCCACGCGCUUCUGCCCACACUGGGCUAACACCACCAUAAGUACUAUUCAUAAGGGUCUCCUUUCUCAACUCUCCAGCAAAGGAGGCUUAUUUGCCAUGUCACUGGGAAGUUAAGGAAAAUAAGGGGGUUUCUUACAGCAAAAAUAAAAGUAACGAGAUUUUGCAUGCUGUGAAGUCCCCGGCUGUGGUAUACUUUAGCGGUUAUGUGAUCACAACUAUUAAAAACUUAGUGUUAACCCUUUUCUUUGCAGGUGGCUAAUGCUUUAGGCUUUUCCCUUGU
Messenger RNA from Chroicocephalus ridibundus (black-headed gull), 895 nucleotides. RefSeq names its product nudix hydrolase 1 (gene NUDT1). Gene Ontology annotation, molecular function: 8-oxo-7,8-dihydroguanosine triphosphate pyrophosphatase activity. The transcript is spliced from 4 exons. NCBI's taxonomy places the organism in Eukaryota, Metazoa, Chordata, Aves, Charadriiformes, Laridae. The record is from RefSeq and is a predicted model, not a curated record. The coding region runs from base 127 to 597 and encodes 156 amino acids. Gene Ontology annotation, biological process: DNA protection.